Molecule: messenger RNA, 2325 nt
Organism: Aspergillus ibericus CBS 121593
Lineage: Eukaryota; Fungi; Ascomycota; Eurotiomycetes; Eurotiales; Aspergillaceae
Product: putative ATP dependent RNA helicase
Exons: 3
Coding region: 172-2187 (671 amino acids)
Cellular component (GO): intracellular anatomical structure; catalytic step 2 spliceosome
Molecular function (GO): ATP binding; RNA binding
Source: RefSeq, a predicted model, not a curated record
CAAAUUCACAGCUGACCCGGGGAUUUUGCUGCCGAUGGUCUCGAUAUGUCCAUCCUAGGUCUACCAGCGUUUCCUUGACUCGCUUCUUGCUCGCCUCUGGUUGACAUCGGUGCUGCGAACCACCUACUAGGCCCAUCCGAUGGUGAUCAAUAGGCACUGGAUCCAAUCACAAUGACUUCCGAGUUGGAUCUCUCGACCACCUUUAUCCCGGCUCUGUACAAGCCGGCCGCAUUACUUCCAAUUGCCAGGCACAAGCAGAGCUUAUUGUAUCUAGUCGAGACCUAUCCCGUGACCAUCGUCGUUGGGCAAACAGGAAGUGGAAAAACGACACAGCUGCCCCAGUAUCUUGACCAAGCAGGAUGGUGUGCAGAUGGGAAAGCCAUAGCCGUGACGCAGCCGCGUCGAGUGGCAGCUACCACGGUGGCAGCCAGGGUAGCCGAGGAAAUGCGCUGCAAGCUCGGCGAAGAGGUGGGCUACUCAAUCCGUUUCGAGGACCUAACUUCGGCUUCAACCAGAAUCAAAUUCCUAACAGACGGAAUGUUGCUUAGAGAGGCCCUCGUAGAUCCUCUGCUGUCACGGUAUUCCGUAAUCAUGGUGGAUGAAGCUCACGAAAGAUCUCUCAGUACCGAUAUUCUCCUGGGAAUUCUCAAGAAGAUCAUGAAAAGGCGGCCUGAGCUUAGGAUUGUGGUCAGUAGUGCAACUUUACAGGCCGAGGACUUUUUGCGAUUCUUUGCCGGCGAGGACUUCAACAGCGAAGCAGAAUCCGGUGAGAUCGGUGGGAAGGUGGGAAGAAUCAUCAGUCUGGAAGGUCGCAUGUAUCCAGUGGACAUGCUCUUCCUUGAGUCUCCUGCGGAAGAGUACGUCGAACGUGCGGUCAAAACCGUGUUUGACAUCCACCUACAAGAGGCGGAAGGUGAUGUACUAGUAUUCUUGACAGGCCGGGAGGAAAUCGAUACUACGGUCCAGUUGAUUGCUGAACGAGCUGCAACACUGCAUCCUAAGGCGCAGGCUGUCCUGCCGCUGCCGCUGUAUUCUGGCCUCACCACGGAUCAACAAAUGUACGUUUUUGAACCGGCACCAGAGAAUACACGCAAGGUCAUCGUGUCGACAAACAUCGCCGAGGCUUCAGUUACUAUCAACGGCAUCGUAUACGUUGUCGAUUGUGGCUUCGCGAAGCUCAGAGCUUAUAAUCCCAGCACGGGCAUAGAGACCCUGACAGCAGUGCCCAUCUCCAAGGCAGCAGCUGUCCAGCGUGCGGGUCGAGCUGGGCGAACGAAACCUGGGAAGUGUUUCCGCCUCUAUACUCAGCAAGCGUAUGAACAGCUCCCAGACGCUACCGUCCCAGAGAUUCAGCGGUCCAACCUAGCACCUGUCAUCAUGCAGCUUAAGGCCCUGGGGAUCGAUAACAUUGUCAGGUUUGACUUUUUGACUUCUCCUCCCACAGAGCUAGUUAUCCGCGCAUUCGAGCUUCUGUAUUCGCUGGGAGCAGUUGAUGAUUAUGCCAAGCUCACCAAGCCCCAGGGCAUGCGGAUGGCAGAGCUGGCCGUCGACCCGAUGAUGGCGAAGGUGCUUCUAUCAGCGCCGUCUUUCAACUGCCUGAGUGAGAUCUUGUCGAUCGCUGCCAUGGUCAGUCUUCAGGGUUCCGUGUGGGUUCAGCAUGAGGGGGAUAGAAAAUCUUCAGAGAGCCACCGCAGGAAGUUUGCUGUCGAAGAAGGCGACCACUUAACGUACCUCAACGUUUACCAGGCAUUUGUCACCAAGGGGAAGAAGGACUCCAAGUGGUGUCGGGACAACCUCUUAAACUACCGAUCGCUGCAGCGAGCUGUGAGCGUAAGGGGGCAGCUCAAGCGGUACCUGGAGCGCUUUGGGAUCCAGGUCGACGAGACCCUUUCCGCUCGAUCCAGACAAGACGACCCAAGCAAUCUCCCGGAGCAAAUUCGGAGGUGCCUUACCACGGGCUAUUUUGCACACGCUGCAAAAAUGCAGCCCGACGGGACGUUCAAGACCGUGAGCGGAGGCCUGACUCUCCAUGCUCAUCCAAGCUCCUUGAUGUUUAAUCGAAAAGCCGACUGGGUCAUCUUCCAUGAGAUAUUGCAGACCGGCGAGAAGACCUUCAUCCGCGACGUGACCAAGAUUGAGAAGAACUACCUUCUGGAAUACGCCCCAAACUAUUACCAAGUCCAUUGAUGCGACACUCUGUGGAGAGCGGAGUGUGAGAUGGAGGCGAUUGCGAACCUACAAGUAGUUCUCGAUGAUAUGGACAAGCUACAUCUGUACUAUAUUUAGCAGCGUUGCCCUUUAGAGUGAUAUCCUGAUAUCCUAGAC